Coprinopsis cinerea okayama7#130 is the source of this 1920-nucleotide messenger RNA. RefSeq lists its product as hypothetical. NCBI's taxonomy places the organism in Eukaryota, Fungi, Basidiomycota, Agaricomycetes, Agaricales, Psathyrellaceae. The transcript is spliced from 2 exons. The coding region runs from base 1 to 1920 and encodes 639 amino acids. The record is from RefSeq and is a predicted model, not a curated record.
AUGACGUCUCCCUCCCACAAUAAGCGACAUAGUCUCACAUCGCUUGCAUCUCCAAGCACGAGCACGGGCAGGAUAUUGGGACGAGAUAUUGCUGCCAGUCCCUCGGCCAACCGCAGUGCUGCUUCGUCACGCGCGAACCGCAUGUCCUGGCACUCGUCGACGCAGUCAAUGUCGAUGGCCUCAACCGCGACCCCAGGAGACAGGUCAUCCCUUCGAGCACCCCGGAGGAGUCUGAUUCCUACACCAUCUCCGAGAAAGGCAAAGCCGGUACCCGUUGUGCAAUUCCCUCCCGAGCAGCCGCCUCCAGAACAAGUUACCUCCUCUGCAAGCGAGGACGAGAGCCAGGCUGUCCACGAUGGAGGGCUUCAUCCGCCGUCCCCUUCUAAGGAAGAUGGGUCACCUCAAGAACUAACUCCAACCCUAAAAACAAUACCUCCACCCCCUGUCGAUUCUCCGGAGCCGCCGCCGACACCGAUAGCGCAGCCGCUAGAGGUUUCAGCAGCUGGACCUCAAGAUGCCAGUCAACCCGAGUUCUUUGAGUCCGAGGUCGACGCUCCCUAUAAUUCCACACCGCUUGAUCCCUCUAAUCAUGAAUUACCUUCAUUCACUGCGACUCCUCCUCGUGAUUCCUCUUCCCGGUCAUAUUCCAAGCUAGAACUCAAGUCACCCUCCCAUGCAGGGGUUCCCGAGCUUCCCGGUCCACCUACAGACGAGUCAGACAGCGAUGUGACAUGGCAGACCCCUGCGCAAACGCGACUGUUCCCGUCGGCCGCCGACUCUACGGCAUUCAAGACUCCGAGGCCUCCAGGUGCUUGGGCUGACACUCCAGCGGCCAGACGCAGACGGCGUUCAUAUUCGGAUUCCAUCUCAUUCAACCCGUUGGCACCUGCUUCUUCAGACGGACCCAAUUGGACUGCCAUUCAAACACCCCGUCCACCUGGCGGUUGGCUGGCGACGCCUGCUCCGGCGAGGAACGUCCAGUACGUUGAUCAGUCGGUCGAGACAGAUACGGAGCUGGAAUCGGAUGCCGGCGAAGGAGACUCGAGCCUUAUGGAACAGCGCCAGGGGCAACCACCUGCAGGUUUCUCGACGCCGGUUUCCUCUUUUGCCAAGGGCAAGUACCACGAUGCUCAGACUCCAGCGGCCCCAGGUGGAUGGGUUCCAACUCCCGCUGCAGCUCGAAAGAGUGUCAGGUUCGAUGCUGAACCUUCCGAGACGAGCGACGUCGGUGUUGGAACAGAGGAUGAUUUUUUGUUUGCUGAAUCGAAGGGAUUGCCACCUGUGCAGCUUCGCAACCCACUUCAAACGCCACCUGAUAGUCCGCAAUUGGCUCCCACGUCUCCUAGUCGUGGCAAGAAGGGACCUGGCAUCCGAGUCCUCGAUGCCUUCGGAAAUGAGACCAGGGAGGAAAACAAUGUUGACUUCAGUUCCAUUAAGACUCCGCGACGACAGCCGAUUAGGAUGGUGGAUGCGCUGGGAAAUGCUGUGGAAGAUAGUGUGGAAAGCGUGGAGGAGAAGAGCGAAGGAGAGCCAGCUGGAACUAAAGAGGAGGUGUUAUCUCGUAUGAGACAGGGACUUGACGAGCUUGUUCACGAAAUUCACGAUCUCGAUCGGUCCAGCGCUCAAGUCAAGUCUGACCUUGCGCAUAUCAAAGAGUUGGAUGCUGUAUCCAUCAACUCCAGGGAGAAGCGGAGGAAGCUGGUGCAGCAGAUGCGCGCUGCCAAUGACGAUGUCAAGGAUAGGCUUGCUUCCUUAACGAACGGGGGCACCGAGCAUUUGUCACAGACGCCUGCCACCGUCGUUGUGACCAGGCUCCCAAUUAGGUGGUUCUGGAUCGUUUCUCUUGCGAUUCUUCAGAUAGCAUUGGCAGUGGCCAUGUAUCGGUAUGUGGCUGUUUUCUCCGCUCUGGAAGGAUCCUAA